Molecule: messenger RNA, 1375 nt
Organism: Uranotaenia lowii
Lineage: Eukaryota; Metazoa; Arthropoda; Insecta; Diptera; Culicidae
Product: cytoplasmic 60S subunit biogenesis factor ZNF622
Exons: 2
Coding region: 116-1243 (375 amino acids)
Biological process (GO): ribosomal large subunit biogenesis
Cellular component (GO): preribosome, large subunit precursor
Molecular function (GO): zinc ion binding; nucleic acid binding
Source: RefSeq, a predicted model, not a curated record
AAUUUUUGAUGAUUCAGGUUAACGUCAAAAUAAAUUUCACAACAGAAAACACGUUUUGAAAACAUUCUUCAUCCUUCAUUCUAUCGGAAAUCAUCGUCGGAGUUUUAUUGCAACCAUGUCCAAUGCGGUAAGUUAUACCUGUUUAAACUGCAGCGUUCGAUUUCAAAAUGCUGAAAUGCAACGAGAGCAUUACAAAACCGAUUGGCACAGAUACAAUCUGAAGCGUAAAAUAGCCGAGCUUCCUCCGGUGAAUAUCGAAGAGUUUGAGAAGCGCAUCAAGCAGCAGAAAACUGCCGAUGCCGUCGCUCAGGAGGAUCAGUCCUUGUACUGCAAGGCGUGCAAGAAAUUAUUCAAGUCAAAAAACGCUCAUGAUAACCAUCUGAAUAGCCGGAAGCACCAGGAUAAUUUGAAAGCUUUCUUAGAGGGAGAUGAAACGGCUAAGCAGGAGGACGUUUCAGUCAAAUCGACACGUACGAAAAAAGAGAUUGGUACAGAUGAGGCAGCUAUGGACGAAGAUAUUGAAGAAGUGGAUUCCGACGAAUGGGAAUCCGAGUGGGACAAUCCUAUCGAAAAGAACGAUUGCCUUUUCUGCCAGAACCAUAGCGAGGAUCUUAUCAAGAACAUCAAACACAUGAGCGUGGCUCACUCGUUCUUCAUUCCGGAUGCCGAAUUUUGCAUAGAUGUGGAAGGUCUAUUAAACUAUCUGGCGGAAAAAGUAUGUCGAGAUUAUAUUUGCAUUUGGUGCAACGAGAAAGGCCGAACAUUCUAUUCACUUGAUGCUGUGCGGAAUCAUAUGGUAGAGAAGGGUCACUGUAAAAUGCUGCACGAAGGAGCUGCGUUGGCUGAAUAUGUAGACUUCUACGACUACAGUACAAGUUAUCCGGAUCAUGAUGAGAAAAUGGAUAUUGAUGAGGAAAUCGAGGGUCCCCCAGUUCUGGAUGGAGAGGACUUCCAAAUGGUGCUGCCAUCGGGUGCUAUCAUCGGUCACCGGUCGCUGUUGCGGUACUACAAGCAGAAGAUCAAUCCUAACCGAGCAGUGGUGGUUAAAAAGUCUACUCAGAGACUGCACAAGGUGCUGGCCGAAUAUCGCUCGCUUGGUUGGACCUCAACGCAACAAGAAGCAGUCGCCCGAAAUGCGCGUGAUAUGCACGCCAUGAAACGACAGCAGGCCAAACUUAUGCAACAGGUUGGCGUCAAAGCUAACAAAAUGCAGAAACAUUUCCGGGCCCAAGUUAUGUUCUAAAGUUCUUUGAUGCAAUUCGAUGUAAUUUUUUUUUGAAAAUUUAAUAAGAGAAAUCGAUUAUGUUUCCCAAUAUAAAUUAAUCUUUUCCGUGUACCCAGUGUUUACUGAUGUCGCACUUUUUUAAUCAUAGAA